AUGUAUUCAGGCUACGAUACUUCGACUGACAUGAAAGUCUGGAAAUUCUCUCCCUUCCUACUCUUUCUUCUUCUGAGUUCAGCACUUGGAGAAGAGGACACAGUGGCAGAGGACAUUGGUGUCCAUCAGUUGGAGCGUUUAAUAGAGCUGUUGACAUCUCAGGAGUGCGAGGACCUUCUGUUCGCCCUCUCUCACUCAGAGGAGAACAUCUUCCAACAUCUUGAACGCCUCUCAUCAGAAAAAAAUCAACUUGAUCUCAAGCCUAGAGCCAAGAGAGACACCUCUUCUGCUGAUGAUGGCGAGACUCAGUGCCGGACGGCCCUGACAGACUGGCUGAUGAGGUACGGUGAGGAGACCUACUACGACAGGCUUUCUCGCGCCUUGCAGCACAUCGGCAGAACAGACGUUGCCAUCGAAGUGGGGAAGAACAUCAACCAGGAAAAAGCCUUGAACCUGAAACGCUACGUUGAAGACUAUCACAAAUAUGUCAGCUCUUUAAACUUCCCAUCGUUCCAACCAGAUGCAAAAGACCACCAGCAUGCAGGACGGAGGGUCAGAAAAAGAAAAGUAAGGGAUCUGACAUUGCGGGACCUGGAUCUCAUUGUGGAGCGGGCUCCUGUUCCACUGUACCAGAAGGGGCCUUUGGAUGUAGUUCUUCCCCUGUUGUAUGGCAUCCUGCUGGGCUUCGGAGGCACUUUGCUUGCAGGCAUCUUUAUACUCCUCAUCAUCAUCCAUAUCUCCCGUAGAAACCAGAGGAGCCAUAACCCCAGGGUAACCAGCAGCUCUAGCCAUAAGCUCCAGGUGGAAAAUGUGAUGUUGGAAGAUGUUGUUUCUGGGAGGUCAGAGGCUGAAAAAUAA
Molecule: messenger RNA, 858 nt
Organism: Scomber scombrus (Atlantic mackerel)
Lineage: Eukaryota; Metazoa; Chordata; Actinopteri; Scombriformes; Scombridae
Product: transmembrane and death domain protein 1-like
Exons: 5
Coding region: 1-858 (285 amino acids)
Biological process (GO): signal transduction
Molecular function (GO): protein binding
Source: RefSeq, a predicted model, not a curated record